Molecule: messenger RNA, 681 nt
Organism: Lasiodiplodia theobromae
Lineage: Eukaryota; Fungi; Ascomycota; Dothideomycetes; Botryosphaeriales; Botryosphaeriaceae
Exons: 2
Coding region: 1-681 (226 amino acids)
Source: RefSeq, a predicted model, not a curated record
AUGGCUCCUGCGACCGAAAACGCCAUCCUCCCACUCAAACCCGACAUCGACAUCAACACCGGCGAUGCCGCCAAAACCUGGCGCAGCACCCUCGACACGAUCCUCGCGCAGCCCGGCCUGCAGCGCAUAGCCUGGGGCCAGUGGCGCGAGAAUCCGCACAACCUGCAAAUGCUGAUCGACUGGGAUGCCGUCUCCUCGCACCAAGCCUUCAUACAGAGCCCUUCCUACGAACCCUUCCUCACCAACAUCAGCACCCUCCUCGCCUCGCCCCCGCAGCUCACGCACCAAUCCUUCCCAACAACGACGACGUCAUCCACCCUCGAAGCCGUCACGACCGCCGCCCCCGUGACGGAGCUGGUCUCGUUCUACGUGCCGGCGACCUACAACACAGCCAACUUCGUCGGGCCGUGGGACGAGUUCGCGCGGGUAGCGGCGGAAAACGCGCAGGGCAUAGUCGGCAGCGCCGGAGCGUGGGCGGAGGAGGACGACGUCGAGCAUGCGAGCUUGAAGGACGUGUCGCCGGGGGGAAAGGGGAGGGUGUUCCUCGCGCUGAUCGGGUGGGAGAGCGUCGACGCGCACAUGGCGUACCGCGAGACGCAGGCGUUCAAGGACAGCAUCGUGAAGCUGCGGGCGCUGGUGAGCGGGAUCGAGAUGCACCAUGUCGAGUUCAAGAAGGCUUGA